UACCACAAAACUGGAUAUUCCUGUAUUAUUUUAUUCAUUCGAAGUAGCGGGCGUAGGCCAGUCUUCAUUAAUGUUUUACGUAUUAAAAUUCAUAUGAUUCUUAAACGGUAGAAACUAUGUCCUCCGAGCGUUGUGAUAUUCGCACGAUAAUUAUGCUGCUGUUAGAACGUUAAGUAGAUUUUUAGGACUUAAGUAAAAUAUAGUGUGUAUAAAAAUGGAUCAAUCGUUUGAAGAAAAUAGGUAUACUAGUGCGUGUAGUAGUUCUGCAAAAUCUUCAUGGUUACCCUUAAUACGACAGAUGUUCAUAUGCAGUGGAGUGACGUCAUACUUUUUCAUUUAUGGAUUAUUUUUCGGCGCCCCAACAGUUUAUGUACCACAAAUACGGAAAGAAGCGAACUCGACUGAUGCUAUUAAUAUGGAAACGAUGUCUUGGUUAUUUUCAAUCUCCAGUUACGGAUCUCUACCAUGGGCGAUAAUUUGCCCAAUAAUCGCAGAACGAUAUGGCAGAAAAGUGCCAUACAUGAUAUUAUGGGUAAAUACUAUGGUCAGUGUUUCGUUAUUUUACUUCAGCAAAUCUGUAACCGAACUUUUCAUAAGUGGUUUCUUACAAGGGAUGCUACAAACAAUACAAAUAGGAGUUUCAAUUAUGGUGCUCACUGAAUAUGUAUCACCCAAAUAUAGAGGGAUUUUCAUUACGUUCAAGUCUGCGACUUUUUACUGGGGUAUCUGGAUCUCUAACGCUAUUGGAACCUUCUUUCAUUGGAAGAAUAUUGGGAUACUGGUAUUUUCGUGCUGCGUCUACAAUUUCAGUAUAUUAUUUUGGCCUGAAUCUCCUUAUUGGUUAGCAUCGAAAGGACGCUUUGAAGAAUGUGCGAAAUGCCACCGCUGGUUAAAAGGUGAAGAUAAAGACGCUGAAGAAGAACUAAAGAUGCUUAUUUUAUCAUCAAAAGAGAAUUUGAAACGGAAGCAAGAACGUCGAGAGGGAAACCAACCAAAUAGUAUUGUUAGAGUUUAUAAUACUGUGAAGGCCAGAAGAUUCUACAAACCACUUAUACCUUCUGUAUUAACUAUAUGCUUAUAUCAUUUCUCAGGAAAGUUGGCAUGUACGGGCUAUGUAAUAGAAAUUAUAAAAUCAAUUACUGUUAGUGAAUCAACAGCGUACGAAGGAAUGCUUGUGCUAGAUGGAAUCACUGUACUCGGAAUGUAUGUAGGUGUUUCAUUUACUAAGUUUUUCAAGCGUCGUCCGUUGUUAUUUAUUUCUGCAAUUAUCGGUGUUAUAUUUUUAUUUGCAUUAUCAUUGUAUUUAUAUUUAAUUUCUUUAAAGGUUAUAUCAGAAAAUAAAUAUUUAACAUUAUUCCUUUUAAUGGGCUUCUCAGUGACAAUAAGUUGUGGUCCAAUGAUUUUGUCUAUGUGUUUCUCUACUGAAUUGACUCCAUUAAAAGGCAGAAGUAUAUUUAUAAGCAUUUUCACACUUUCAACUUGUACUAUCAUGGGUUCAAUUUUGAAAAUUUCUCCAUACAUUUUUAAAUAUUUUGCAUCACAUGGUGCAUUUUUAUUUUAUGCUAUAAUGUCGUCUAUAUUUAUUGCUAUUCUUUACAAGAUUUUACCAGAAACAAAAGAUAAAACCAUCCAAGAAAUAGAAAAAUAUUUUUGUGAUAAUGAUAAUGUUGUAGAAGAACAAGAAUUAAUGAAUCCAACAGAUGCUCGUAUUAAAUAAUUUCUUACUUUAAUUAAUUUAAUUUAGCUUUAUAAAAGAUGCUGAGUAUUUCCCAUAACUUCAAGGUGUUGACGAGUCCACUUAUUGGAGUCGAACUAACUUUUUUUUUAUCUUUUAUUUUUGAGAAAGAAUACAAUAAAAAACUUAAGCUAACUUAUCCUAAUAACUAUACAAAUCAUGCCCAAGUGGAAUGGUGGCAAGAAACUGGCUGCAUUUCCGCGCUGGACAGCCAGGCUUGAUCCUUUGCGCAAAAAAUUAGCCAGUCCUUCCUUCUGUCACCAGUCGAGACAACUAGCCACGGUGAAAUGAUUCGGUAAUUUUUUUUUACUAAAAAAUAAAAUAUUUUACACGACUUUAUCUAUCUUUGCAUUUUUAAUUUUAAAGUUUGGCUACGUCAUAAUUAUAAGGUUUACGUAUAAGGGACACAUUUUAAGAUCUAUUUACAAAAGAAGUUUACUCCGAAAAUGUUAAGUUUAGCACACGUGUUCUUUGAACAGUUUUAAUUAAUUUUUGGUAAAGAAUAUAACCCCAGAGUUACGGGAAAUAUUCCCCCAGCACUCUGUAUAAGUUAGUAUUUAUGGAUUAGUAGGAUAAUAUUGUAGUUAUGAUUGCAGCUAUGUAAUUAAAUUUAAUUUAAAAUAUG
Molecule: messenger RNA, 2360 nt
Organism: Bicyclus anynana (squinting bush brown)
Lineage: Eukaryota; Metazoa; Arthropoda; Insecta; Lepidoptera; Nymphalidae
Product: facilitated trehalose transporter Tret1
Exons: 3
Coding region: 215-1717 (500 amino acids)
Biological process (GO): transmembrane transport
Cellular component (GO): membrane
Molecular function (GO): transmembrane transporter activity
Source: RefSeq, a predicted model, not a curated record